This is a messenger RNA of Phodopus roborovskii (desert hamster), 2147 nucleotides long. RefSeq names its product PR/SET domain 6 (gene Prdm6). Gene Ontology annotation, molecular function: protein binding; histone methyltransferase activity. The record is from RefSeq and is a predicted model, not a curated record. Gene Ontology annotation, cellular component: nucleus. The transcript is spliced from 8 exons. The coding region runs from base 78 to 1859 and encodes 593 amino acids. NCBI's taxonomy places the organism in Eukaryota, Metazoa, Chordata, Mammalia, Rodentia, Cricetidae.
UGCACCGAAACGGCCUCCGGAACGCAGGGACGCCAGCACCGGCCGCUGCUCUCGGUUCCCAGCUCCAAGCGUCGGACAUGCUGAAGCCGGGGGACCCCGGUGGCUCGGCCUUCCUCAAAGUGGACCCAGCCUACCUGCAGCACUGGCAGCAACUCUUCCCGCACGGAGGCGGCGGCGGCCCGCUCAAAGGCAGCGGGACCGCGCUUCCCCUUGGCGCGCCCCAACCCCUGCAGCCGCCUCCGCCUCCGCCGCCUCCCGAGCGUCCCGAGCCUCCUCCGGACAGCCUGCGGCCACGGCCAGCCUCGAUCUCGUCCGUCUCGUCCACCCCAGCUCCCUCCUCCACCUCCGCCUCUUCUGCCUCCUCCUGCGCCGCCGCCGCCGCGCUGGCGGGUCUCUCGGCCCUGCCGGUGGCGCAGAUCCCGGUGUUCGCGCCUCUAGCUGCUGCUGCGGUGGCCGCGGAGCCUCUGCCCCCAAAGGACCUGUGCCUGGGCGCCUCCUCCGGCCCCGGGCCCGCUAAGUGCGGCGGCGGCGGUGGCAGCGCGGGGGACGGUCGUGGCGUCCCGCGUUUCCGCUGCAGCGCCGAGGAGCUGGACUAUUACCUGUACGGCCAGCAGCGCAUGGAAAUCAUCCCGCUCAACCAGCACACCAGCGACCCCAACAACCGUUGCGACAUGUGCGCGGACAACCGCAACGGCGAGUGCCCCAUGCACGGGCCGUUGCACUCGCUGCGCCGGCUUGUGGGCACCAGCAGCGCUGCGGCCGCUGCACCCCCGCCGGAGCUGCCCGAGUGGUUGCGGGACCUGCCACGGGAGGUGUGCCUGUGCACCAGCACGGUGCCCGGCCUGGCGUACGGCAUCUGCGCUGCGCAGAGGAUCCAGCAGGGCACCUGGAUUGGGCCCUUCCAGGGCGUGCUCCUGCCCCCGGAGAAAGUGCAGACCGGCGCUGUGAGGAACACGCAACACCUCUGGGAGAUCUAUGAUCAAGAUGGGACACUACAGCACUUUAUUGAUGGUGGGGAGCCUAGUAAGUCGAGCUGGAUGAGGUAUAUCCGAUGUGCAAGGCACUGUGGAGAACAGAAUCUAACAGUAGUUCAGUACAGGUCGAAUAUAUUCUACCGGGCCUGUAUAGAUAUUCCCAGGGGCACCGAGCUUCUGGUGUGGUACAAUGACAGCUAUACGUCUUUCUUUGGGAUCCCUUUACAAUGCAUUGCCCAGGAUGAAAACUUGAAUGUCCCUUCCACGGUAAUGGAAGCCAUGUGCCGACAAGAUGCCCUACAGCCCUUCAACAAAAGCAGCAAGCUUUCUCCCUCUGGCCAGCAGCGCUCCGUGGUUUUCCCACAGACUCCCUGCAGCAGGAAUUUCACCCUCUUGGAUAAAUCUGGGCCCAUUGAGGCAGGAUUUAACCAAAUCAACGUGAAGAAUCAGCGGGUGCUGGCGAGCCCAACCUCCACCAGCCAGCUGCACUCAGAGUUCAGCGACUGGCACCUUUGGAAGUGCGGCCAGUGCUUUAAGACUUUCACACAGCGCAUCCUUCUGCAGAUGCACGUGUGCACACAGAACCCAGACAGACCCUACCAGUGUGGCCACUGCUCCCAGUCCUUUUCCCAGCCAUCAGAACUGAGGAACCAUGUAGUCACUCACUCCAGUGACCGGCCUUUCAAGUGUGGCUACUGUGGUCGUGCAUUUGCUGGGGCCACCACUCUCAACAACCACAUCCGGACGCACACUGGAGAAAAGCCCUUCAAGUGCGAGAGGUGUGAGAGGAGCUUCACACAGGCCACACAGCUGAGUCGACACCAGCGGAUGCCCAAUGAGUGCAAGCCAAUAACUGAGAGCCCAGAAUCAAUCGAAGUGGAUUAACUGAUUGACUGGCUGGAAUUAAACUGCAAGGAAAGUCAUGAUUAAAUGUCACGGACACUUAAGCAAAACCAAAGAUUUCCUCUGAGCAACUUUCAAUCAGUCCCAGAAAACCAAAAGCAGUAAUAAAAUAAGUAAGAUGUUAAGAGAUAUUGAUCCUGGCAUGGAAGUCAGACCAGGAAAGAGAUUAUUUAUUUAUGACUAGGGUUGAGACUGAUUUCCAUGGACAACUCACCUGGGAUGGCUAGCCUUUCCAGUCCAAUCAUGUGUUUGCUUUAUUUCUAAAAAGCU